CGGAGAAGCCGCGCUUUAACACUCCAGUCUGAAGCAGGAAUAUCUCUCAUUCAAGGGGGGCGACAGAAACGCUCAGCAUGGAGGCCUCUGGCUGGCCGGGUGGAGAAGAUCCUCUGGACAGUCGAGUAUAUGAGGUGACGGUGGUCCAAAACUCCACGGCUCCUCACAGCCACCCGUUCGCAGACGUGGCCUUGCUGCAGAGCUUUAAGCCCCUCAUCAUCCCCUGUUACGUGCUGGUGGUCCUAGUGGGCGUUUUCGGCAACUACCUGCUGAUCUACGUCAUCUGCCGCACCAGGAAGAUGCACAACGUCACAAACUUCUUCAUCGGGAAUCUGGCCUUCUCCGACAUGCUGAUGUGUGUGACCUGCGUCCCGUUCACUCUGGCCUACGCCUUCAGUGCCCACGGCUGGACCUUCGGCCGCUUCAUGUGUUAUCUGGUGUUCCUGAUCCAGCCCGUCACUGUAUACGUGUCUGUUUUCACGCUCACUGCCAUCGCCGUGGACAGGUACUACGCUACAGUGCACCCUCUGAAGAAGCGCAUCUCGAUGGCUGCCUGUGCGUAUGUGCUCUCCGGCAUCUGGCUGCUGUCCUGUGUCCUGGUGGCUCCGGCGGUGGCCCACACCUAUCAUGUGGAGUUCAGAGAUGAGGGUUUGACCAUCUGCGAGGAGUUCUGGCUUGGUCAGGAGACCCAGCGGCUGGUGUACGCUUACAGCACGCUAUUGCUGACCUACAUCCUCCCUUUAUCCGCUGUCUGCGUCUCGUAUUUGUGCAUCUCUGUUAAAUUACGCAACUGUGUGGCUCCGGGACAUCGUACACGGGACCAGGCCGAAGCGCAGCGGAUAAGGAAGAGGAAGAUCUUCAGGCUGGUGUCUCUGGUGGUGGCGGCGUUCGCUGUUUGCUGGCUGCCUAUCCAUGUUUUUAAUGUUCUGCGCGACAUCGAUAUCCGCCUGAUCAACAAGCGGCACUUUCUGCUGAUCCAGCUGUUGUGUCAUCUGUGCGCCAUGAGCUCGUCCUGCUGCAACCCGUUUCUGUACGCGUGGCUUCAUGACCGCUUUCGAGCAGAGCUGCGAAAGAUGUUCACCUGCCACCGGCGCAUUGGGAUACCUGCCAACCACUGCGCCACGGCCAGCGUUGUACUGUGAACACACCAAGGGCUUUGAAAAUGAGCUGAAGCAUGUGGAGUUUAUAAGAGUGAGUGGUGGGGAAGUCUAGGUGUCAGGGGUGAGGUGUCUGAAGAAACACUGUUUCAGUCAGCUGCUGCGAUCGGAUACUAUACCACAGUCGGUGAUCCGAGGGUGUUACAUACUGUACCAAAAAGCUGAGGACCGGGGUAGAGGGGUAGAGGCUUGGGGACGAAAAUACAGGAGUGUUCCGGGAGAAAUAACAAAACGGGAGGGUGGCGGGAGAUGGGUCUGAAAUAUGGGAGACUCUCAAGAAUGUUGGCAGGUAUGGCCAUUGGAUCUUUUGGUCUUAAGACCUGAUACACUGUAUAUUGGAGAAUUCAAUUCAAUUUUAUUUAUAAAGCACUUUAAAACAACACAGUUGUCCAAAGUGCUGACAAUAGAGAGUAAAUUAACAUAAUUAUGAACACAAUCAAUCAAUAUGACACAGUUUUACUACCAACAUACACCAUAGUAAACCCAGUUUUGAUGUAAAGGCCUGAUACAUAUCAGAGAAUAAACUGUGUGAUGGCAUUUCAAAGUAAACGCCUUUGAGCUCCCAUUGGUCAAUGUCAGUGAUGUCAUAUGUGGGCGUGGCUCUUUUUUAAACACAAGUCAUCUGUGGUUUAUUUCUUCUGUUCAGGUUGUCAAGAUUAGGUGUCCAAGUGAAAAUGUCAACACUGGAGAGAUGCUCCACAGUAGAAACUCAAGUUAUAAUAACUGAAGUGAAACUACACUGUAAAAAUGUCCAUAAAUUAGCGGUUUUCCAUGUUUUGUGAUUCAUGAUUUUA
Molecule: messenger RNA, 1951 nt
Organism: Danio aesculapii
Lineage: Eukaryota; Metazoa; Chordata; Actinopteri; Cypriniformes; Danionidae
Gene: prlhr2b
Product: prolactin releasing hormone receptor 2b
Exons: 3
Coding region: 78-1142 (354 amino acids)
Biological process (GO): G protein-coupled receptor signaling pathway
Cellular component (GO): plasma membrane; neuron projection
Molecular function (GO): neuropeptide Y receptor activity; neuropeptide binding
Source: RefSeq, a predicted model, not a curated record